GGUUAUGAUACACAAGUAGGAGCACGGGGUGGGAAGCUGUCCGGUGGACAAAAGCAGCGAGUUGCCAUCGCUCGAGCUUUGAUUCGAAAACCGGCUUUACUACUAUUGGACGAAGCCACAUCAGCGUUGGACAACGAAAGUGAACGCAUCGUGCAACAGGCUCUGGACGGAAUUGUGGGCACAUGCACAUCCAUUGUAGUAGCUCAUCGGUUGACAACCGUGGAAAAUGUCGACAAAAUUGUCGUUAUGGAGAAUGGACGUAAAAUUGAGGCUGGGGCACCCGCAGCUCUCCUGCAAGCCAAAGGGGCCUUCUACGCACUUCACCAUACGGAGCAAACGAGAAUUUAA
This is a messenger RNA of Opisthorchis viverrini, 348 nucleotides long. RefSeq lists its product as hypothetical. The transcript has a single exon. Gene Ontology annotation, molecular function: ATP binding; ATPase-coupled transmembrane transporter activity; ATP hydrolysis activity. Gene Ontology annotation, biological process: transmembrane transport. NCBI's taxonomy places the organism in Eukaryota, Metazoa, Platyhelminthes, Trematoda, Opisthorchiida, Opisthorchiidae. The annotation marks the transcript as partial. The record is from RefSeq and is a predicted model, not a curated record.